Molecule: messenger RNA, 666 nt
Organism: Fusarium oxysporum Fo47
Lineage: Eukaryota; Fungi; Ascomycota; Sordariomycetes; Hypocreales; Nectriaceae
Product: GNAT family N-acetyltransferase
Exons: 1
Coding region: 1-666 (221 amino acids)
Molecular function (GO): acyltransferase activity, transferring groups other than amino-acyl groups
Source: RefSeq, a predicted model, not a curated record
AUGUCCUCCCUGUAUCAAUACUCUUUCUCCCACGUCUCCAAGACAGAUUCAGUCGAUCAAUCCGCAAUUAAAUACCGCGACCUGCGUCUCAAAGCGCUAAAGGCUUCUCCUGAGUCCUUUUCUUCCACAUACGAAAUCGAAUCUCAAUUCACAGAUGCAGCAUGGAGGGAUCGCCUACUCCAGGACGAUAGAGAGAACUUUGUCUGCGUUGCAACCCCUGUCAGCCCUGGCGCUUCUUCGAUGGCACAAUGGGUAGGACAAGUGACUUUGAGAGGUCCAGUCAGCAGAAAAGACUUCACGCUCCCCGAGGUUUCUGGUCAACCCAUGCCCGGCGGGGACGACGAAGAAGAUCGUUGGCAGAUGCUCAGCCUGUUCAUUCUGCCAGAACACCAAGGACGAAAAUUGGGGCAAGGUCUAUGUCGGGAGGUUAUUAAACAUCUGCAAGAAACUCUACAAAAAACUAGAACCGUCGUGAGGUUGAUGGUCAAGCCCCAAAACACCGCUACUGUUCACUUAUAUGAAAAGCUUGGUUUUGAAACCGUCGGAAAAUGCACAUUGGCUGAGGCUCUUGUAGCGAACGGAGAUGGCCAUCUGCUUCCCGAAGAUACCACAGACACCAAGUACUCUACUCGGUCAGGCCUGAUUAUGAUCUACACUAUCUCAUAG